GAGGCGGCGGGGCCAGCCCCCCACGCCCCAGCCGGCCUCCUCUCUUGUUUUCCCCCCUCGGGGAGCUGAGGGGGCGGCUUGGCGCAAGCCCGCUCGCCGCCUGGCUGUGAGAAGCCCCCGGGGUGCAGACAUGGGCCCUGCGCCGCCCUUCGGCCCCUACGCCUGAAACCGGCCUGAGGGGGUCACCCGCUCGCCCCGCGCCGCGGCCCGGAACGGGCUUCUGCUUUCGCUGCCUGCUGUCGGGCCGGGGAACGCGCUGGCUCCCCUCAGACGCUGCGUACAACGGAGCAGCUUCGCUCGCGUGGGUCAGGUUACUCCUGCGCAGGUGUCUGCAUGAGCCAAGUGCUGUUUAUUAACAGGAGGGGCACCUCUGCUUUGUUCCUCACAUUUCCUAAGCCGCCUCAAAGAAAUGCUCGUGCUAAGUUUGAUUUGCGUUUUGUCGAGAAAGGCAAAGGUCUCCUUCAAUUUCAGAAAUCCUUUCCCUCUGAGUGGGUUAUUUAUCUCGUUGGUACUUGGGCAUACGAUUUUAUAUCCAUCAGGUGACGAGGUGGCCCUUUUCCUACCAGUGACUUCAGUAGGUUUGUAAAAAGAACAGGAGGACUUGUGGCACCUCAGAGACUAACACGUUUAUUUGAGCAUGAGCUUUCGUGAGCUACAGCUCACUUCAUCGGAUGCAUUCAGUGGAAAAUCGUAGGUUUGUAGGUGCCGUUAGUGCCUGGGGUAAUAUGCCAGAUAGUGAGUUCUUCCACCAUGUUACAAAAGAAAAGAGGAAAAAGACAAGUGAAUGGUGACACUAACAAAACUUGUAUCCAGAUGUGCUGGCUCACUGAGAUAAGAAAAUAAAAAGGGAGUGAAAUCAGGAGGUAGCAAAGGCAUCUAAUAGACCAGACCUCAUGGAUUUAGAUUGGCUCUACUAGUUGAGCUUUAAAAUUCAGAGUUGCAGGCAAAAGGCCAUGUAACUAUUCAACAAUGUAACUGAUUGGAUAAUUAUGCUAGUUAUGCACAGUGCACAUAUAUAAAAUCUAAAUCAAGGAAAAGGAAAAUACACAAUUACUGGCGAUCAAAGUUCAAGCUUGGUCUCUUCAGGGAGGAAGCUGGUGACAGCUUGUUGAGUUUUUCAGGGAAAACAUCCAGUUUGAUGAAAAACCUCCUUUACAAGCUCAAGGCAUCUAGGCAGGAGUGGCUGUCUGGACCCUAUUAUUUGCUAAGACCAUCCAUUGUGGAUUUCCUAACUAUCUCUGCUGCUUUCCCUCUCCUCCUCUAGUCUGUAGAGAGAAACUCCAACCCCAGAAGAGAGAGGUAUCUGCAGGGGAGCAACCUGUAGAGUGGAAGAAUGCAGGAGAAAAGUAUGCCAACCAGUAAUACAGGGAUAAUGAGAGCCACUCACUUGCUGCAGUUACCGCAAGAAAUGCUGACUGAGAUAAUCAGGUACCUUCCUCCUGCGGAAAAAUCCAAGGUCCGUGCCACAUGCAGUCUCUUCAAGGACCUGGUUGAUCAGCCUGUUGUGUGGCAAAAGAGUACCAUUGUUCUCCGACGCAUAAGCGCUUUCAACGCCGAGUUCUGGGACGUGCUUCGGAAAAGAAAGAUCACUUCUGUAGAAGUGAAAGAAAUCGGGCUUAAGCAAUGGCAAAAGCUGCUGAGGUUCAUGCCUGGUCUGCUAGAUGUAACUGUGGAUUCCCUCUGGAGCAAGGAAAUCCUGCAAGGUUUACAGCUGCUCACAGGUCUACAGAAACUUCACUUGAAAAUGUGCUCUAGGUUAUCUGAGAGAAGUAUAAUCAGGGAAAUUGUGCACUUUCAACACCUUACCCACUUGUUGUUGUGCGGCAUAACCUUCUUAAGUAGCAGUGAAUUGAUCAGAAUUGCUUGCUUACAAAACCUACAUCUGCUCUCAUUGCAUACUGUGCAAAAGGCUCUUCCUGAGAAAGCACUAGAGUAUGUUUUAUUCCAUUUACCAAAACUCAGAGAACUGUCACUUUCUUAUAUCCUGAAUAAGGAGCAUUUUUUGUUAUGCCUCAGUUUGCCAGAUAGACUUCCCAUCCCUUAUUCAUCAGAAGCACAUAAUCGGAGAGCACAGAGAAAGUUCUUUGGGGAUCGUCAGCGGAAUUUGUUCCUUAGUUUAGGAAUCUUAAAAUAAUUUUUAAAUGGACCCUUUAUGAAAUUUGCAUAUCUGACCUUUUUUCAGAGCCCUUCUACUAACCAACAAUUGGUUAGUUUGUUGUUCAAACUUUCUAGAUAACUCAUUGUCAGAUACCUUCCUGUUUGAAGAAAUUAGGUUGCAGUUAAGCCAAAUUAUUAACCAAAGUGUAGGUGUGUGGGGGGAUUUCCCCCCCCCCCGUCUUUCCUGUUAUAUUCACUAUGUGCUACCAUAAGUAUGAACCUAAUGUAAAGACUUGUACACAACCUUGUGCUUUAAUAUUGGAAAACAAAUAUCUCUGGGAUGUCAAAUAAGUAUUUCCCCCCACCUUUUCAAUCAAUCCACUAUGUUUAGAGUCGCCUCCUGUUCCAAAACUUCAGCUUCACACUCUGGCCUUGAGGCAAACUGGUUAUAACCUUCUUUCAGAGCGUUUCCUGGAUCAGCUCUCCACCAUACACACUCUGACUGUUUGUUACAUCAAGGACUUUUUGUUACACUCAGUGGAUGUUUUUGGACAGGUGCUGAAGAACCUACCAAACUUGACAGAAUUAAAUCUUCUAUGUAAGUUGUUUUUAAGAUUGCAGUGUUUUUUGGUUUUGUUCUGUGCAGGCUUAGGAAGGUUUGGGUAGUUUCAUCUUCAGUUAAAUGGUAACCAGCAAGACAGCAAAGAGCUUAUUUUUAUGGAUGUUUCUGUUGGCUGAUAUAUCUUGUCUCUGAAAAAAUCAGUUCCCCAAUUCAGAACCUGCUUGGCUUGACUGUGUUCAUUCAAACCUGACUGAAAAAUCAGUCUAGAUAUCUACUAUUUAAUGAAGCUGCUGCCUUAUGGCUCUUAAUGCCCUCCGGGUUCCCUUCCCAGUCCAGUUGACAGAUCCCCACUACUUCUUAUUUACGCUUGGGAUUUGUCCCCAUUUCAGCCAUGGAACCAGCCACUGAUGCGGCUGCACCUGUGAAAACCCCUAUGAAGUCCUAAUCCUCUGUGUAAGGGCUGGCCGAAACUGAAAAUGUAGGGGUGUGAAAAAUCAGUACCCUGAGAGAUGUAGUUAUGCCGACCUAGCCCUGGUGUAGACUAGGAAUUCUUCCAUGGACCUAGCUACUGAUUCUCGGGGAGGGGUUAACUACAGCGAUGGAAGAAUCCCUCCUAUCACUAUAGUUAGUGUCUACACUGAAGUGUUACCGCUGCACAGUUGUGCUGCUAUAGCCACAGGCGCUGGCUUCCUCUUGGCUUGCUCGUUCCGCCCCCGGACCCACCUCCACCUGCCCCCUUCUCGCAAGCCCCCACCUUCACCCCACCUCUUCCCCGCCCCCACUCUGCCCCAGGGCUGGAGCACCCACAGAGUCGGUGCCUAUGGUUGUAGCAUAUUAAGUUUAGACAAGUCUGAAGUCACAGGACUGGAAGUUUUUAUUUUUAUUAGGGGAGCAAAAGAUACUAUGUUAUAAAGCUAAGUACUUGAAAAUGCAGGUUUUGAAAAUGUAGUCUUCCUAGAGAGACUUUGGGGUUAAGGUACUCAGGUAGAUGGUACUCAGGAGAUCGAAAUUCAGCUCCUGGCUCUGCCAUGAUUUCCUCUGUGACCUUGGGAAAGUCACUUACUCUCCCCAGGCUUUACUUCCACCUCUGUGAAAUGGGGAUAGUGAUACUUCUAUUGUCUGUCUUGUCUGCUGAGCUUGUAAGCUGUUUGGGCAGGGACAGUGUGUCACUAAGGCUACAUCUACACUACAGCAGGGAUCCACGAUCUGAGAUCGAUCUACCGGCUGUCAAUUUAGUGGGUCUAGUGAAGACCCACCAGAUCGACAGCAGAUUGCUCUCCAGUCGACCCCUGUAUUCUACCCCUGACGAGAAGAGUAAGGUAAGUCGAUGGGAGAGUUUCUCCUGUCGACCCCCCCCCCCCUCAGAGUAGACCCUAAGGUAUCAAGCAUCAGAGGAGUAGCCGUGUUAGUCUGGAUCUGUAAAAGCGGCAAAGAGUCCUGUGGCACUUUAUAGACUAACAGACGUAUUGGAGCAUAAGCUUUCAUGAGUGAAUACCCACUUUGUUGGAUGCAUAUAGUAGAAAUUUCCAGAGGCAGGAAUAAAUAUGCAAGCAUAAAUAUGCAACAUACCUAAGGUAUGUUGACUCCAGCUACGUUAUUCACGUAGCAGGAGUUGUGUAGCCUAAGUCGACUUACCACGGUAGUGUAGACAUAGUCUAUGUGUGUGUAUUGCACCUAGCACGAUGGAGCCCUGAUUUCAGUUGUAACACAAAUAUUGGUUUUAUUUGUACCUUUCAUGCUUUUUCACUGUCUCAUUCUUGCUGAAUAGUGGAUGAAAAACAUAGAACUUUGGUAUCUGUUUAAAAAAAACCCUGAUACUUACUUUGAAAAAUAUUGUCAAGAAAAGAGUCAUAAAUGUCUUUCCAUUUUG
Molecule: messenger RNA, 4529 nt
Organism: Caretta caretta (loggerhead turtle)
Lineage: Eukaryota; Metazoa; Chordata; Testudines; Cheloniidae
Source: RefSeq, a predicted model, not a curated record